Neomonachus schauinslandi (Hawaiian monk seal) is the source of this 564-nucleotide messenger RNA. RefSeq names its product calcium and integrin binding family member 3 (gene CIB3). NCBI's taxonomy places the organism in Eukaryota, Metazoa, Chordata, Mammalia, Carnivora, Phocidae. The coding region runs from base 1 to 564 and encodes 187 amino acids. Gene Ontology annotation, molecular function: calcium ion binding. The record is from RefSeq and is a predicted model, not a curated record. The transcript is spliced from 6 exons.
AUGGGCAACAAGCAGACAGUCUUCGCUCAUGAGCAGCUGGAAGCAUAUCAGGACUGCACCUUCUUCACAAGAAAGGAAAUCAUGAGGCUCUUCUAUCGCUACCAGGACCUGGCUCCCCAGCUUGUCCCCCUCGACUAUACCAGCUGUCCUGAUGUGAAGGUGCCCUACGAGCUCAUCGGCAGCAUGCCCGAGCUGAAGGACAACCCGUUCCGCCAGAGGAUUGCCCAGGUGUUCUCUGAGGACGGGGACGGGCACAUGACCUUGGACAACUUCCUGGACAUGUUUUCCGUGAUGAGCGAAAUGGCUCCCCGCGACCUCAAAGCUUACUAUGCUUUUAAAAUUUAUGACUUUAACAAUGACGGCUACAUUUGUGCAUGGGACCUGGAGCAGACAGUGACCAAGCUGACGCGGGGGGAGCUGAGCACUGAGGAGGUGAGCCUGGUGUGUGAGAAGGUGCUAGAUGAGGCCGAUGGCGACCAUGAUGGGCGGCUCUCCCUGGAAGACUUCCAGAACAUGAUCCUGCGGGCACCCGACUUCCUCAGCACUUUCCACAUCCGCAUCUGA